AUGGCUGUCUACGGUCCGCCGACGAAGGGAACUGCUCCUAUCCUCAGCGCCGACGGUAGCACUCUCCUGACUAAGAAGACGCAAAUCCUACAACGAUGGGCCGAGCAUUUCCGGAGCGUCCUCAACCGCCUAUCCGUCAUCUCCGACGCCGCCAUCGCCCGCUUGCCGCAAGUGGAGACCAACGUGGACCUCGACCUCCCGCCAUCUCUCCAGGAGACCAUCAGGGCAGUGCAGCAACUCUCCAGCGGGAAAGCACCCGGAUCGGACGCAAUCCCUGCUGAGGUCUACAAGCACGGCGGUCCCCAACUGAUGGAUCACCUGACUGCUCUCUUCCAGGAGAUGUGGCUUCAGGAUGAAGUCCCGCAAGAUUUCAAGGACGCAACUAUCGUGCCAAGUCUGCGACAAUCACCGCGGCAUCUUCCUAUUGAACAUCGCUGGAAAGAUAUUCGCCCGCAUCCUGCUCAACCGCCUCAACAACCAUCUGGAACAUGA
This is a messenger RNA of Spirometra erinaceieuropaei, 492 nucleotides long. Lineage: Eukaryota; Metazoa; Platyhelminthes; Cestoda; Diphyllobothriidea; Diphyllobothriidae. The record is from the annotation of a GenBank genome assembly.